AUGCUGUCCGAGCUCCUGACAAGUAGCUACCUGCAGUACAAGGAAGACACCAAUGCAGUGGCAUCAUGGCUUGCAUCUACUGCCAAAAGGUGCGGCUAUGCGGUGGAUCAGUUGACACAAACCAGGAAGGAGAAACCCAGCGGCAGGCUGAAGGGGAAAGCAAGGAAACAGGCAAAGUCCCAGAAAGGCCCAGCUACGCCGACAUAUACGAUUGCGAUAAAAGACUUUGUCAGUCUUGCUGAGUGGAUUGCCCAUGACCAUCGCCCGCCAAUCCAUGUCCCCUCCAGUUUCGUCACAGCUCCGGAGCGAGCCAUUCAUACGCGACGUCGUCAUGGCGACUAUCUUGCUCAUAAAAGUAAGAGUGCAGAGGACAGCCAUGCGUAUUUUAUCGGAAUCCUAGAACAUGUUCGUGAAACCCUACGGCCUCGAUUUCCACGGGAGUACUUGGGCGCUGGAGAUGAUGACAGCAAGAAGAUCAAGAUUAAUAGGUUUGAGGGAUUGGAAGUACAAGAACCAUCAAAGGAUUUCUUGCAGAUGCGAGACCUUCCAACGGCCGUGCCCACGUCGUCAUUGGGAUCGGAAGCCAACUAUCAAGCAGAACAAAUGAAGGAUCUCGACGAAGCAUUCACCGCGUUCAGUCUUCUCCUCGACGAUUAUCAUACGUUCCGCUCACUGAUCCACCGAACAUGGGCAGGUCAUCGGAAGGGCCAGUAUGACUUGGUGGCGGCCUCCUUGAUGACCAAUACUGCCUUGGAUCUUGCCCGGCGUCUUGAGGAUGAUGCGAAGCUCCUUUUUGAUCAGUUUGGUGGACCCAAGCAGAUGUUGACAGCUAUGUAUUUGGCUCUGUGCUCUGAGAAAGGUGAAGACCAAGCCUUCAGGGAACAUCCUGGGGAUGAUAUGAAUUUUCGCAUGUGGGGAGUCUCCUCUGGCACCUUCUGGCCCGUCUACCAGCUCCUCCAGUCGUUUGUCCCGAUGGUAGAUGCGCAACAUGUCCCGCAGUACAAGCCGUGCUUUUACGGCCAAUAUGAUCCUACCAGCGAUCGGACAAAAAUGACUGCCCGGGAAAAGUUCACGGAAGACAAAGUCAUCCUGACAGAGCAUCUCGGAGAGUUCGCAUUGCUCUGUAUGAGAGUCCCAAAAAUGGUAGCCGAAGACGAACUCACCCGUGGCUUGCGUAUAGCAUUCAGGACACAUGAAAUCCCCCUUGCCGUGACUUUUGCCACCCAGGUCUACCUCGAUAUUCAUCAUGUCUUGCGGGAAGAUAUAACUCGCGGAUACGCUGAUUUAGAGACCACGGCCCGUCAGGUGUCCAAUUCAAUCGAGCUCAAUUUUGAACGUCACAAGUCCCUUCGCGUAGAGACAUGGCCGCCGUCGAAUGACCUUCUGUUCAAGAAUAUCCAACAGACUAUCGAUUAUUGGGUUAGGUAUGAUCCCCUCAUAAAAGCGAAGGAAAAGCUGAACCGUCCACUUUCAAAGCCUUUUAAACUCUGGCGCUCGUAUCCUCUCUUUUGUGGAUUGAUUACAUAUCAUAUCAAAAUCAAGUUUCAAGAAGCCAGUGUCGCCUUCGUGAACGCAUAG
Molecule: messenger RNA, 1578 nt
Organism: Aspergillus oryzae RIB40
Lineage: Eukaryota; Fungi; Ascomycota; Eurotiomycetes; Eurotiales; Aspergillaceae
Exons: 1
Coding region: 1-1578 (525 amino acids)
Source: RefSeq, a predicted model, not a curated record